UGGGCAGCGGAGGUUUGUGUGGGCUGCACACUAGCCUAGCACAUAGCCUAGCACGUAACCGCACAUUUGCUUCCUCUUUCUGAGCCACCUUCGUCGCCUCCUCGCAAGAACUGUAAUCCACAGAGACCCCGGCCGUCUGACGAGUUCAGUCGGGAUGUUCUGGUCUGGGAGCUGUUAGUUAAAGGCACAGAUGCUGUGUACAGUGCCUAUGUGAAACAGUUUGUGUCUAGUGUAUUUGAUGUUUACAGUGGUACUGUAGACAGACAGAAAACAGGAGUCUAAAUAAAUAGCAUGUUUGGUGCUGAUCUGCUGCACGUACAUGCGCCGCCAUACUUUAAUGUCUUUGCUGGUCAUGGCUGACAUUCGAGAUAAAGGCCUGAUAAAUGGCAAGGGUGGUUUGGAUGAGGAAAGCAGUCAGUUGGAGGAGGCAAUGAAACAGCUAGAGACAUGGAAGACUAAAGCAGAGAAAGCUGAUGAUGUGAAAGCCAGACUGAUACUGGAGAAACUGGAAGAAGAUGAUACCAAAAUAAAGGCCCAGCAGGAGAUGUUGACUUAUGUCCAAAAGCAAGAGGAGUGUCAGAAGGCAUUUGCUCAAAGCAUUAAUUCAGUGCAGGAUAAAAUCCGGAAGCUUGGCAAAUGCAAACAGGAUUUGCUGGACAAACUGAGAAGAUGUCAAGUUGAACUGCAGGCAAAGAAGGCAGAGUCCACAAAGCUGAAGCAAAAAUUCAAGAUGUGCAUACAGAUUCCAGACUCAGAGGUCAAAUUCAAUGGUCCGAACAAAGAAAAGAGGGAGAACGACAAUCAGUCAGUCAGAGGAGUGUUUGCCAUCAGCCAGAGACCCACUGUGCUUCUGCAGGGAGGACAGGCACUCAUUACAUUUGAAGAGGAGAGAGUGGCCUCUCAGGUCUUGAAGAUUACCAAGUGUUGUGUGCCCUGUGACAUCAGUAGUUUGGAUGUGACACCAAAACUAAUUACCAUGGAUCCUGCUGUUAAGUUUGAGAUCCACCUCAGUGUUUCUAGAAAGGAGCUGAAGGUUUCCAAUGUCCUCUCUUCUAUGCCAGUGGAGAGAAUAAAGGACCGCCUGGAGAUGAGUUUCUCCAGGCCUAGCAGAGGAGGAGGAGAGGUGGAGAGUGUCAAGUACGACAAGAACACUGGGACAGGACAGAUCACCUUUCUCAACCCUGGAGUUGCUGAGAACCUGGCCCUGAGAGGGGGAUACCAUGUAGAUCUGGGCUCUGAAGUGCAUGUGCAAGUUGGAUCCGUCUACAAAUACCAUCUGCGCAAGUUUCAGACCUUCUGUGGCUCUCCGAGGCGAACUAUCCUGCUGGAUGGCAUUGAAGAUGUCAUGGAUGAGGAGGACCUGCAGGACCACCUAGAGAUCCACUUCCAGAAGCCCAGCAAUAAUGGUGGUGAGAUAGAGAGCAUCAAGUACAUAUCCAGGGGUAAGGCUACACAGGCCUUUUUUCUCUGUGAGGAUACUGUGGAGAGGGGCAACUUCUCCAACUACAAUGUAUAAGGAAAAUAAAAUGAGCUUUUCUUCACUCCCUAGGAAUCUCUCUGUCUCCUAUGACUAUUAGAAAUCAAUAAUCAUAUUUGUAAUAAGUUUCUGAUUAUUUCAAAGAAUCAUGUAUAUUUCUUGUCAUGGCAAAAUUGAAAGGAUGCAUUUUGCAAGAUUCAUUUAUUUGCUGUGCUAUUGAGAGUCAGAUGAAGAGACUUUGUCACUGUGCCUUCAGUUUUGUUUUCAUCCUACAUGGUGAGGGGUGUUUUGCAUUAAGUGGAAGAACAAAGACCAUCCACAAGGCACUUAACAAUGACCUGUAUGAUGAUGUACUAUGGCCAGUGUCCUGACACAUGGAGUAUAUGUAGUUUAACUCAGAGUAAUGUACAUCCUGAUUGUAUGUAGUUGGCUGGUGUGGCUGGUUUGAGGUUUGACAACCUCAAGCACAUCUUUAAUCCAAUAUGUCCCUCAGAAAAUGGUGUAUUUGGUUUGUUAAUGUUAAAUGGUAUCUUAGAAUGUUCAUGUUGAUUCUCUUCCCUUCAGUGUGUUCACAAGUGCAGACUUAAACCUUUAAGCCCACAGAAGUUGUGGACUGUAAUGACUGUUUUACAGAAGAUCGAGUUUGGGGUGUCUAAAGAUAGUAUCCACAAAAUAAUGUCAUUAUUAUUAUAAACAUGAGAAGUUCUGGCAGUUAACUAUUCCAUGCAUCUAUCAAGUGAUAGGGGUCAUGGCCAUUGAUUAGUAUUUCCUGAUUACUAUGUAACAUGAACUUAGUAAUAAUCCCUGCAACAAAAGGCCAAAAUUGCGUGAGUGGUAACUUUCCAGAACUGUAAAAUCUUAUGUGAUGAUUAUAAACCUCUGUGCAAUGUUUUGUGAUUUGACCAGUCUUGAAAUCCACAGAUCUGUUACUGACACUGGACUUGACUUAUAUUUUAUUGUCUCACCUGUAUCUUUAAAUAAAUGCCCCCACCCUCGCUUCCAUCUGCUCUAUUUUCAUGCAGGGCUGUUCUCAGUUGGAAUUGCUGAUAUCAGUUUCUAGGCCCAUAAUCUACACACAAAACAUGUGCUUGAAUUGUAAAUCUGUUUUUUUUUUUCUCUUCUAUUGUACUCAUUAAAAAAUCUAAAUGCUUAA
This is a messenger RNA of Scatophagus argus, 2630 nucleotides long. It is a transcript of the gene nmi, whose product is annotated as N-myc (and STAT) interactor. The record is from RefSeq and is a predicted model, not a curated record. The transcript has 10 exons. Gene Ontology annotation, cellular component: cytoplasm. NCBI's taxonomy places the organism in Eukaryota, Metazoa, Chordata, Actinopteri, Scatophagidae. The coding region runs from base 320 to 1516 and encodes 398 amino acids.